Messenger RNA from Salvia hispanica, 703 nucleotides. RefSeq names its product 7-dehydrocholesterol reductase-like protein. The record is from RefSeq and is a predicted model, not a curated record. Lineage: Eukaryota; Viridiplantae; Streptophyta; Magnoliopsida; Lamiales; Lamiaceae. Gene Ontology annotation, cellular component: nucleolus.
UUUGAGGGGCCCACCCAGACCUCAUUAAAAACUCCCCCAAAUCAGUCUGUUCAACUAAUAAUCCACAAACCUAGAAUCAUAAUUCUUGCUCAGGAGAGAGAAAGAGAUGUCUGGGUAUGAGAAUGUGAUUGGAGGAAAACUGAAGCUUAAGGGUAAGGCACUCGAUGUGAAGGCCGGCGGAGUGAAGAAGAAGAAGAAGCAGAAAAAACAGCAUGACCAAAUUUCUGAAGCUGUGGAGAGCGAGAAUGCAGAGAUAGCAAGUGAUUUGGAGAAGCAAGAGAGUGCUGAUCCUGAUAAAUCUACUGGAGAUGAUAGAUCUGCGAGCUGGGAUAGCAAUCUGACCCCAGCAGAGAGACGGUACAUGGAACAAAGGGAGAGAAUCGACCGUCAUAAGCUGGCAAAGACAUCUAACAAAUCACACCGUGACCGUAUUGAGGAUUUCAACCAGUAUCUUGCUAACAUGAGUGAGCAUUAUGAUAUUCCUAAAGUUGGCCCAGGCUAAGCAUCAUUCCACAUCCACCGCUUUGUUUCAAUCAUGUGUUUAUAAUCUGUUGUUUUGUUGGUCUAGACCACUUUUACCAACCUCAGAGAAGUUAAUCAAAUGUGUAAUCAUCUCUUGUUGACGUUUAUGUAGUGGUGUUUUCCUUCCAAUUUGACAUUGUAAGAUUCAGGAUUUAAUAUAAGCUUUGAGCUUUUUGGAAAA